Messenger RNA from Emiliania huxleyi CCMP1516, 1086 nucleotides. RefSeq lists its product as hypothetical. Bases 1 to 1086 code for a protein of 361 amino acids. Gene Ontology annotation, biological process: protein phosphorylation. Lineage: Eukaryota; Haptophyta; Isochrysidales; Noelaerhabdaceae. The record is from RefSeq and is a predicted model, not a curated record. Gene Ontology annotation, molecular function: protein kinase activity; ATP binding. The transcript has 4 exons.
AUGAGCCGUGUGGCCGCCGCGGGCGAGAGGCACGGAGCCGCACAGGAGGCGAUCCGCAUCUCGAUCGAUCGGCUGCUCUUCCAGCGCCGCGUCGGCGCGGGCGCGUCCGGCACCACCUACCUUGCGCGGUACCAGGGGGCGGACGUGUGCGUCAAGGUAGCCGGCGGCGCGGCAAACGACCUCGAGGCGUGGAAGACGGAGGUACGCGCGCUGGCCAAGCUGCGGCACGCAAACAUCGUGCGCUGCCUCGGCGGGCCGCCCGAGCCACCGCGCGCAGGCGUGCUGCUCGAGCCACCGACGCACGGGCUUGUGCUCGAGUACAUCGAGGGCACCGACCUCACGCGCGCACUGGCGUCGCCAACGCCGCGUGGGUUCGCCCUCUGCGUCGGGGAGGGUAUCGCCGACGGGAUGCUCUACCUGCACACGCGCGGCGUGAUGCACCGCGACCUCAAGGGCGCCAACGUGAUGGUGGGCGGCGACGGCUUGCGCACUGUCAAGAUCAUCGACUUUGGGCUCGCGGCGCGCGCGCCGGACGACACCAAGGCGGGCGGCUGGCUGACGGCGGAGACGGGCACGCACCGCGGGGCGGCGCCUAUGAUUGAGUGCACGUACCGCUGGAUGGCGCCCGAGGUGGUGCUGCACGAGCGGUACUCAAAGGCGGCCGACGUCUACAGCUUUGCGAUGGUCUGGUACGAGCUGCUCUGCCACCAGCUGCCCUUUGCCGACCGGCCGCCGCUUCAGGCGGCGGUAUCCACCGCCCUGAACGGCCAGCGGCCGCCGCUACCGCAAGGGACGCCGGCACCGAUCGCGCAGCUCAUGACGAGCUGCUGGCAGCGCGACCCGGCGAGCCGCCCGUCGUUCGGCGAGGCGCUGCAGCGCGUCCGGGGCUUGCGGGACGAGGGAGGGCUGAGCGCGGCGGACGUCGCCUGGCUCGACGCGCCGGAGGGCCACCCCGUGUACUAUGUGACGCGGCGCAAGGCUGCGUCCGCGACGACAGGGACGCCCGCCGCGGCCGAGGGGGCGUCGGGGAUGUCGCGCACCGAGGCGGAGAUGGACGCGCUCGCCGCCAGCGGCACUGUCUCCUGA